GCAGUUUAAGGAAGAUUUGUUUCAAUAAUUACUUGUAUUGUCACAUAGAUUCAUUAUAGCAGGAUCAGUGACCGACUGAAUUUAUAGAAGUAAACAUGUGUCGAAUACUCUUUGCCGCUGUUUUCCUAGUAUCCAUAUGUAGUGUUUUCUCUGCGCAUGAAUGUCAACGAACACCAUCGAUACUGGCACAAAGAGCAUCAGUCAUGGUGAAGUUUACAGAGACGGUUGACACGACUCUGCGUUAUCCAAAUGAUUCCGAGGAUCUGGUCAACGAAUUUGGAAGUGAUUUGAACACCUAUUUUCAUGAUCUCCGCGAAGGUUGCAAUAGUACUGAAUAUUUAAAUAUAACGGCCUUUAUCGACCUCGUGAAAUUCAGUUUACGGAAUAACACAUUCAGAGUAAUCAUUGAUGAUCAGGAUUGUAUAAAAAGCAUAGAAAGAAACAUAAGUCAUUGCGUAGAGAGCAACGCGGGAGUCUGGAAUAUUUCUUCGAAAAAAAAACAUACGCACUGGCUUACUAAAGUGAGAUUGAAUUAUGAUACUAUGACCUGCCGUGUCGCUGAAUUAGUGAAAAACUGUGUGUCUGUGCGCCUAAAUUAUUGUAAACCGCCCGUUGCAAAAUAUGUGACCUCACUAUUCGAUUUUACUCUCAAAAACUGUCCUGAGCCUACGAAUAAAACUUCUCCAAAUAAGGCGCCGAAGUUGUCGGAACCGGUAACCAUAACUUUAGGACUGGGAGCUGUUCUUUUGAUGCAACUCACACACCUGUUGCGAAACUAAGCCACACCAUAAAAUAACAAUAAUUUACUUACCUACAGGAUGGACAUUAAACAUUGUGUUCGAUAUGUUAUUUAUAAUUUUGUUACCAAAGAAAAAUAAAAUAUUUAUGUACGGCUAUUUUUAUUAAAAAUUAUAUUUCUAAGAAUAUUUUUUAUCUAUGUGUCAAUUAUUUAUAGGUAUGAUAAGUAAUCAAUAAUUGCCAUCUGGCUUUUUAAAAGUUGGUGUUUAUGAUUACUUAUUAUAAUUAAAAGUAUUAAGAUUAGGUUUUUAUUAAUAAUUUGUUUCAAUUUAUUGAAAUAGUUUAAGUAGACAUUACUGACUCAAUACCAUUGACACAUUAUAAAAUUAGCAGAAUCAACCCCCAUUUCUCGAGCUCUGCCUAUAUCUUGCAAAGCACUCUCACAAAAAAAUGAAGAGUUAGCCUGUAUUCCAUUCAGUUCCUGAGUGGACCUUUCUUCUAUUAUAUACAAUUUAUUUUUUUCUCUAUUUCUCUCGAAUACUGUGGAUCAGGUUCUGUGACAUUAUUUGAAAUAGAUACCUACCUAUGAGGCUAUGAGUGGUCUGUUCCGUUAAUUUUUGGUCCCACCGUUUAUAUUAGGAAUAUUAUAUCCUUGGACUCAAUUAAAUUAAAUAAACAUUUAAUUUAAUAAAUAAAUAAAUAUUUAAUUUAAUUAAUAAAUAAAUAUUUAAUUUAAUUAUGUAAUUAAUUUUAAAUUAUAUUUGAGGUGUUACAACAAUUAAAUCAGUAUUGCUAGAAUGUACCUACUGUUUUAUUUCUCCAGCAUUUGUAAUCAUAUUUAUACAAAUAUUUUAUUUUCUGUACUUAUUCAACAAGUUAAGUGUAAGUAAAUGUACUUUUUAAACUAAUAAACACAGUUAAUUUCUUA
This is a messenger RNA of Helicoverpa armigera (cotton bollworm), 1666 nucleotides long. RefSeq lists its product as uncharacterized. The transcript is spliced from 7 exons. The record is from RefSeq and is a predicted model, not a curated record. Bases 96 to 779 code for a protein of 227 amino acids. NCBI's taxonomy places the organism in Eukaryota, Metazoa, Arthropoda, Insecta, Lepidoptera, Noctuidae.